Vollenhovia emeryi is the source of this 579-nucleotide messenger RNA. RefSeq names its product mediator of RNA polymerase II transcription subunit 9 (gene MED9). Gene Ontology annotation, biological process: regulation of transcription by RNA polymerase II. Gene Ontology annotation, molecular function: transcription coregulator activity. The coding region runs from base 216 to 566 and encodes 116 amino acids. NCBI's taxonomy places the organism in Eukaryota, Metazoa, Arthropoda, Insecta, Hymenoptera, Formicidae. The record is from RefSeq and is a predicted model, not a curated record. Gene Ontology annotation, cellular component: mediator complex. The transcript has 4 exons.
CUGCGCAUCGUGUCGAAUUGAUAUAUGUACAAAUUAAAACAAUAUGACGUGAGGUUCCAAUAUAUUUUGAUCACGAUGUAAUCGUUUUUUUACACCAUGAGACCAAUGAGAGAGAAGCUGUACGUGCGGUAAGUGUGGCUUUGCCUCCUCUGAGCGAUAUACUUUCUGCACGUAACCAAUGUAAAGAACAGACCUGUUCUUAUGAUUUCGACACAAUGGAGACGGUGGAGCAGUCGGAGGACAUUUCGCUGAGGACCCAGUUCACCGUUGACGAUCUGGACGUAGAAAUAUUGCCGCUCAUCUACGAGAUCAUUCGCAGCAUUGAGAAGGAUCCGCAUGACACCUCGCAGAAGGCAAAGGAGUCGCAGGAUACCAGCCACAAGAUCCUAGAAUUGCAGAAGAAGCUGGACUCGACGAGAUCGCAGAUCAAGAGAUUACCCGGGAUAGAAUACAGCAAGGAGGAACAGUUGCAAAAGCUCGAAACCUUACGCAAGCAAUUGAGACUGAAGCGCGAACUUCUGCUCAAGUAUCGUAACACGUGUACGUUUGAAGUGCCGAAGGUGUGAAGCGCAUAGGUCU